This is a messenger RNA of Tricharina praecox, 1509 nucleotides long. RefSeq names its product protein-tyrosine phosphatase-like protein. NCBI's taxonomy places the organism in Eukaryota, Fungi, Ascomycota, Pezizomycetes, Pezizales, Pyronemataceae. Gene Ontology annotation, cellular component: cytoplasm. Gene Ontology annotation, molecular function: protein tyrosine/serine/threonine phosphatase activity. The transcript has a single exon. Gene Ontology annotation, biological process: protein dephosphorylation. The record is from RefSeq and is a predicted model, not a curated record. The coding region runs from base 461 to 1222 and encodes 253 amino acids.
CCACUGGAAUGCACUCAGGCCCUGGGUUUUCCCUGGAAAUUGGGAAAAGGACUAGUGUACGAGCACUCACAAGCCCUGUCUCACAAUCUUCCUCCUCCGCAAGCGUCUGCGUCUUGAAGUUGUUACGUUACCGCUUUCUCCCCAAGUUCUCCCUUCAACCAACCAACCAACAUCCCAACUGCCCGCAAGUCGAAGAACACGCCUGCAGCUACCCACACGACCCACCCCCUCUGCCUCCACCUCCACCUCCACUCUAUUUACCCAGCAAGCACCACCCCACCAUAAAGCACAGCAGGAAGACCACCGUUCCCUGUCCAUCACCCCCGAUAUUCAAUUUCUUCUAUCGCCGUCGCACUAGAGAACAAAACUCCCCCAACUUCUCGCAACAACUGACACACAGAAUAACCGAACCACUUGACGCAGUUAUCCGAAACCGGUCGCACUCAUAACAACACACAAGAUGAUUCUCGAAAACUUCCUGCGGCGCCUGCUGCGGCUCUAUCUGCAGAGUACCUUCGAAAAGCACCCUUUGCUACAAGAGACCCUCACGCGCAUAGCAACUCGCGCAAGCUCCUCAUUCUCCUUCUCGUGGCCCAAGUCGACCGCCGACACGCCCUCGUUACCAAUGCGCGCCGUCGUCUCAUCAAUCCUCCCAGGAAGGCUCUACCUUUCCGGCAUUACCGCCGCCUCGUCCGCGCCGACACUCGCCGAGUACGGGUUCACCCAUGUCCUCUCGAUCGUCACGGCCGAAGAAGCGCCGCGGAUGCCGGCGGGUAUCACUCACCAAAUCAUCCCGAUCAGCGACACGAGCACGACCGACAUCCUCAGCCGACUUCCGGAAGUGGUGGCAUUCAUCAAUUCCGCGUUCGGCGAGUCGGAGGACUCGAAGGUUCUCGUGCACUGCGUUGAAGGAGUGUCGCGCUCGGCCUCGGCCGUGAUCGCGUACCUCAUGGCGGAGCGCGGCAUGACCUUUGGACAAGCCCUCCGCAUCGUCAAGCGGCGCCGCUCCAUCGUCUGUCCGAAUCUUGGAUUCGUCCGCCAGCUGAGCGAAUGGGGGAGCAUCUGCGAAGCGAAGCGUAUGGAGCAGCCGAAGGAGUGGGAACAGGUUCUGCGGAGGAGCACCGGCGCCCGCUCGGAAUCUUCACCGCCCCCGGUGCGCGUCGAGAAGGUCGAGAAGCGCAACUGGAUGGCGUGGGUCUUUGGCCGGAACGCUAUGUCAUGACCUCGCUGUUUUCUUACAUUUCCUUCCGAGCGCUACACUGUUUUUACUACGUUAUACUGUUUUUCUUCGCUCAACUAUAUGUUCGGGCUGCAUUGCAGGAGGAGGAGAGACCUAAUUGCCGGCGGUGGACGGGACGGGAAGAGAACGAGCACCAAGGGCGUUUCGGAAUUUCAUGGAGUAUUGAUUCGAGGAGAAACGGGCAUGGGCAUGGGGCAUGGGAAUAUUGGAUCUGGCGUCUUGAGUUUUUUUUCUUCCUUCCAUAGCGCGCACAUUUUGCUUUACAUUUC